Molecule: messenger RNA, 2148 nt
Organism: Mya arenaria
Lineage: Eukaryota; Metazoa; Mollusca; Bivalvia; Myida; Myidae
Product: CD109 antigen-like
Exons: 18
Coding region: 1-2148 (715 amino acids)
Molecular function (GO): endopeptidase inhibitor activity
Source: RefSeq, a predicted model, not a curated record
AUGCGAUUAGAACCUGUCUUAGCACUGUAUAUUGCGGUGCUCUCUGGAGUAUGUGCCCAACAUUCGUCACGGAAAAACAGGGGCCAGACACAAGACGUAUCAUGGGGAACUUACGUCGUGUUUUUCCACACUAACUUUCAUUUGAACGAACCGUUUGAGAUCUUCUUUCGCCAGCUGGGUGACCACUACAAUACUGUAGAGGCCAAGCUGAUCAGCGAAAGAUGGGAGGACGGGAAAGAGAUCAACAAAACAGUGGCAACCGCAUCCAUCUUUUUAACGCCAAGUAAAAUGGAGGGCACUAUAUCGUUAAAGUUAUCGGAAGCUGCAAUGGACGGGUCUGAUUAUCGGUAUCACGGAUACUACCUGGACUUGAAAGGUAGCGGGAAACAAUUAUUCGAGAACUCCACGAGGGUCGGGAUUGCGUACAGGGACGAGCCCCUUUUAGACGAGCAUAUUUUCGUCCAGACAGACAAACGGAUGUACAAAACAAGACAGAAGGUUUUGUACCGUGUGUUUGUUUUGGACAAAGAGAUGAAGCCGGUUGAUUCGCCUCUGGACAUCGAAAUCUUUGAUGACAAGAACAACAAAAUCAAAGAGGAUAUAGGAGUGCGAGGAUUGUUUGGGGUAUCCGGUGAGCUACAGCUCUCAGAUGCACCAUCUCUCGGUGCGUGGGGAAUAAAGGCGACGAAAAAGUAUGAGGAUAAUGAGACAAUUUCAACAAUGGGGAAAUUCUUUGUAUCUGAAUAUGUACUCCCUAAAUAUGACGUGCAACUCAAGUUGCCAGACUAUGGAACAGUGGAUGGUCGGGAGCUUAAAGGAACGGUUAUCGCAAAAUACACUUAUGGGAAACCAGUAAAAGGUCGGGUAGUUUUAACGGUAAAAAAUAAUAACAAUUAUUGGAAACAGGAGCAUUUUGCGCCGAAAGCCGUUCAAACGCAAUUUGAGAUCAACGGUGAAGCAGAAUUUAGUAUACCCAUGGACACUUUAUUAAAAUUCGACCCCGACCUAAAACAACACUCGCUUGGAGUUGAGGCAAAUGUCACGGAAGAAGAAACUGGCGAGUCGCGUGUUGCCUUUAGUCAAGUUAACUUUGUAAAGGAACCAAUUAGCAUAAGCUUCGCCGAUGGAAGAACAUAUUUCCACGAAAACACCGCAUUUUUUCGACCGGGAUUUCCGUUUACGACAUACGUGAAAGUAAGUCUACCGGACGGACGACCGCUUGCAGUGAGUGGAGAACGACUAAGAGUGACCGUCACUUACUUUACGUACAACGCGUCAAGCUCUUAUAGACGCACAGUUGCCCCGAAGACCCCAACAUCACAGCUGAUGACAUUUCUGUCACCAUACCCUGGCGGGCAGGUUAUAUUUAUGCCUGAACAGUUCUUAACCGUCCCCGGGAAUGGCGUGGUAAAGAUUAACCUGAACAUUCCGAGCGAUGUCGCUUCCGGACAUAUCGAGGCACUAGUUAAAACUAAAAAGGCAUCCUUGAAUUUGUCAACUUUUAAAACGAAGAGCGACGCCUACAUUAAUCUGGAGAUGAAAACGGGAUAUGUAAAGGUUGGAGACCAAGCCGAGUUCAUCCUAACCAGCAACGUCAGGCCAUCAGAGAAAAUCACAUAUCACAUACUCAAACAAGGCAAAAUACUGGAGACCCACUAUACCAACAUCUACUCAGCCAACACUCAGAUCUCGUUCUUUGUCAAAAUGACGGUGGACAUGGCCCCACGAAGCAAGAUCGUCGCCUAUUACUACAACAGAGAUUCUGAUGAGUUUAUUAAUGAUGGACUGGAGUUUGCUGUGGAAAUGAAUUUCAAAAAUGACAUGAGUUUACGAUUUGACCGAUCCCAAGUGGCACCCGGCAGUAAUGUGACGUUGUCGGCAAGGGCAGACCCGAACUCGCAGAUAUUUCUGUGUGCUGUGGACAAGAGUGUUCUUCUGAUGGAUCAAGAAAACAACAACCAAAUCACGCAGCGAAGGAUUCAAGAAGAACUCGGACUUCACCAACUGAAACCAAACAUCUAUAACAAUGCUUACCUGUAUUCGAAACUUGGUGGAUACGAUCCUGGAGAUUUAUUUUAUCACGCUGACCUUUUGUUUAUGUCAGAUGUUCGGGUGUACAAUUUCCACCUCUCGUUACACUUUUGUUGA